Messenger RNA from Xenia sp. Carnegie-2017, 599 nucleotides. Its product is annotated as von Willebrand factor A domain-containing protein 5A-like. The coding region runs from base 16 to 504 and encodes 162 amino acids. The record is from RefSeq and is a predicted model, not a curated record. NCBI's taxonomy places the organism in Eukaryota, Metazoa, Cnidaria, Anthozoa, Malacalcyonacea, Xeniidae. The transcript is spliced from 2 exons.
UGAAUACAAGAAAUUAUGAAAAAAUUUUUAUGGAUAGGUUUUGAUGAUGAUGAUUUAGAAUAUCAAAGUUUAGGGAAUGUCAAACAUGACAGAGAUUCAAGUAAUCCACUUUCACAGAUAAUCAAUCUUCAGCUAGCAAAUGGUGCCUGGGAAUUGACGUCAGAAUUAUCAAAUAUGGUUGGUAAAUCAAUAACAGAUCUAAAAGAUGCCUGUCCAGUGUCAUGCAAUGGAAAUAUGAUGACAAUAUGGGCAACAUGUAUUGUUUUGGCAUAUCUGGACAUUCACUUAUCCACUGUUAAAGAUGAAUGGGAGUUGGUUGGUAUGAAAGCAAAAUCUUGGCUUAUGAUGCAAGUUCUACCACAAGGAUAUUCCUAUGAAGAUUUACUUGAAAAAGCAAACCAAAUUCUCAAGUCUCAGCCUCCCGCGAUCUCCGUGAAUGCAAAAACUACUAUUAAAAAUGAAACACCCCGAAAUUCAAAACGCGCUUCUUGCAAAGUGUUGUAAUCUUUCUACCGGCAUAUCACUCCUAAUUUUCUUUAUUUUGCAUAUAUUUACGUGAUAUUUGAAAUAAAUUCGUGUUGAAUCUCUUAUGUAACUUA